AUGAUGGAAGAGGUGUCCAUGACGAUGGCGUGCGAUGCCUACGUUAUGGACCAGAUGAGCGAAGAGGAGAUCCUGGCUUGCCUGGUGGAGGAAACGGAACCUACAUUUGAAGUCCCAACGAAGAAGACUAAACUGAAGGAAAGCCGACUUCAACUAAUGCAUGAUGAAGAGCCUCUGGACAAAUACUUGAGGGAGAACCAUCAACUGCAGCAGGCCAGCCUCCGUCUGGAGCAGGAGAAUGACAACCUUGCCCACAGACUGAUCACCAGCAAGAUCGCCUUGAGGAGCGUUCUGGACACGGCGGAGGACAGAGUGGAGGAACUCACCAAAGACCUUUUUCAAUCCAGACAUCGACUGCAGGCGACAGAAGAGGAGAAGAGAGGGAAAGAUGAAGAAGCUGCAGUGGCGAAGGAAGUGUUUCGGAGAGAGCUGCAGAAGGCCGAGCAUGAAGUCAGAAGGUCAUCGGGUGUCAUCGCGGACUACAAACGGAUCUGCUCUCAGCUGACAAACCGUCUGGAGAUGCAGCAGACCGCCCACAGAGAAGAGUUGGAUUCACUCAAGACUACAUUGAAGUGUUGCUCGAGCAGUCGACACGUCGUAGAAUCGGAAGAACCGUCUGCAGCAAUAGAAGGCCACGGGACGACUGAGCCAGGCAGGGAAGAGGACACCGAAGGUCCCAAAAAGGCAGAGCAGAGGAGAGACGACCGGGAGAAGGAGUCCCUGAAGGCCGAGGUCAGGGAGCUGGAACAGGAGUUGGCCAAGACCAAACUCCAGAUGGUGGAGUCCAAGUGCAAGAUCCAGGAGCUGGAGCACCAGAAAGGAAUCCUGGCCAAUGAUCUCCAGGAAGCAAAGAACAGCUGGAUCAGCAAAGCCUUCACCUCCCUGCGGAGCUCCAGCGAAGGCGGACUUCACAGUAUUAGCAUACCCAGAGAACGAGCUCCCACAAUGCUGUGGAACCUCCACGGUGGCUCCCUGUCCGGAUGGAGCGCCAAGAAGCUGUCGUGGCCUCACAGAGACAAUCGAGAAAACGUCUGAUAGCUUGGACUGUGAAUGUGCAAGAUAACCUGUAAGUGGAAUAAAUAGAAGGAUCAGACCUCAGAGUAUUAAUUCCUGAUGCUAUGUGCAGUAUGUGGUCGAUGCUGUAGCUGCUAUU
Cottoperca gobio is the source of this 1153-nucleotide messenger RNA. Its product is annotated as rab GTPase-activating protein 1-like. The record is from RefSeq and is a predicted model, not a curated record. NCBI's taxonomy places the organism in Eukaryota, Metazoa, Chordata, Actinopteri, Perciformes, Bovichtidae. The transcript has 8 exons. The coding region runs from base 1 to 1035 and encodes 344 amino acids.